UGACGUUCCAAAGUUACAACACUUCAAUAUCUUCCAGGGUACAGCAGUUACCCUGCAGACCAAUAUUGUGCCAGGUAAUUGGCGAAGUCUUAUGGCCGUGCGCAACCCGCGUCUUCUUCAGUUGUGCACGGCGUCUUGACGUCCUGACGUCACGACGCUGCACCGCGCUGAUGUAGUCGAAUGAGAGCCGCAGAGCAGUUCAGGUGUGAUUAUGGUGUGGUACUGCACAUUCGUCUGGCUAUUCAGCCUGGGAUUUCGGGUUGAAGGCAAGGAACCUCCAAUAGUGAACAUCCCAGGCCAGGGACCAAUUUCUGGGAAGGAAGUCUCGUUGUCGAGGUCGCAGAAGGCAAACGUUUAUCUCGGAAUUCCAUUUGCACAACCGCCCAAAAGCCCACGGCUUAAGCCGCCGGUUGUGGAUCCCCUUCCCAGUUGGACUGAAGUGAGAAACUCGUCAUCAUUCGCCCCGGCUUGUCCACAGGACAGAGACGCACUGAGGGAGCAUGAGUACAUCUUGAGCCAACUUAUGUCCGAGCAGAUAGAAGCGUUAGAAUUCAGCGAAGACUGCCUGUACCUAAACGUCUUUGUUCCCGACGGACCUGUCCCAGCAGAGAAAUGGCCUGUUGUGGUGUCGUUUCAUCCUGGGAACUUCAGCGUAGGAACCACAGCUUUAUGGGACGGCUCAGCGCUCGCUGUGAGGCAAAAGGUGAUUGUGGUAACACCUGCGUACCGCCUCAACAUCCUGGGCUUCUUCGCUUUGGAUCCUGAGUUUUCACCUGGGAAUUAUGGACUGUUAGAUCAGGUGGCAGCACUGCAGUGGGUUAAUGACAAGAUCGGUGAAUUUGGAGGUUCACAAAAUGACAUCUGCAUCAUGGGACAUGGUGCAGGGGGCACGAGUGUUGGUCUGCAUAUGGUGUCACCAUUAUCAGAAGGAAAAUUUAAUCGAGCAAUUGCUAUGAGCGGUAGUGCAUUCAGCAAUUUAGUAGGAAAAAUCCCCGAUAUUCAAGUGUACAAAGAUAUAAAAUCCUUUGCCUGUGAAGACAGUAAAAGUAAUAAAGACCUUAUAGAGUGCAUAAGAAACCUUGAGGCCUUGCCUUUGGUUAAAUACUCGUGGAAUAGGCACCCAUGGGGACCUGUGGUGGAUGUCGGCGACGCUUUCUUACCCAGGGAUCCAGUGGACUUCUUUGAUACACAAAAAUAUCACAAGGUCGACUUCUUGACCGGAUAUACAGACAUGGAGGAUGCACUGAAAAUUCAUGGAACGGUUCCGAAAUCCGAAAAGGGAGUCUCUUAUGAAGUCUUUAAAGAUCUCAUUCAGGCUGAAACUCAGGAUCAAUAUGAAGACGAAAAUUUGGGAGAAGCCGUUGAUCCCAACGACACUUGCACCAUCAAUGUAGACCACUUACUGGCCACGAUUCUCUUCUACUACACCCCUUAUCCGUCAUCACUAGAACCGGAAGUGAAUCUUCAGAAGUACGUGGAGUACACUACGGAGAAGAGAUAUGGUGCUGACAUCUACAAACAAGCACGAUUAGUCAGCAAAUCUAGCAAGACAUAUGUAUAUCGUUUUGACUACAAACCAAAAAAGAGCCCAAUUGCAGAUUUACCGGAGUGGAUACGUGUUCCCCAUGGUUUUGAACUACCAUUCUUUUGGGGGAUGCCUUACUGGCCAUCUCUGCCCCAGAUCUCGUGGAACACUGCUGACCGCAAGGUUGCCGAUAUCGUAAUGUCAUUGUGGACCAACUUUGUGAAAAAUGGCAACCCAGCUCAAACGGGUGUCAAAUGGGAUGCAUUCGAGGAGACUGCUCCAAGCGUCAUGAUCAUUGACCGUAAUUUCAACAUGAGCGAUCCUUCAACUUUUGAUCAUAAGGCAUUUGCCUUUUGGGUUGAUUAUUUCCCGAAAGUUGUUGAUGCUACUCAGUGCUGCAAUAUAACUCAGAAUGGUUUUAGAAUUCACAGCAACCCAAAUUUGGUUUGGGUUUUGACAGCACUUGCUGGCGUGCGUUUCAUUUUAGCAAGAUAAUAUUUGACACCGUAAAUAUUCUACUGUAGAACUGGCUCAAGAUACACAAAAUGAGUCGACUCUGGUAAGAGUAAAAUGCUUAAUCCAUGGUACACAGUGAAUGACGUAGUGUGUACUUAAUCGCCAUUUUGCCUGCAAAUAUAAAUUCUUUAAGUCAAUUAGAGAAAAAUAAAAUUCUAAGACUUGAAGUUUUCGCGGCGGUGACUGUGAAGAAAGCCGUCUUCUGGG
This is a messenger RNA of Cryptotermes secundus, 2248 nucleotides long. Its product is annotated as fatty acyl-CoA hydrolase precursor, medium chain. The coding region runs from base 212 to 2020 and encodes 602 amino acids. The record is from RefSeq and is a predicted model, not a curated record. Lineage: Eukaryota; Metazoa; Arthropoda; Insecta; Blattodea; Kalotermitidae. Gene Ontology annotation, cellular component: synapse; postsynaptic membrane; cell surface. The transcript is spliced from 5 exons. Gene Ontology annotation, biological process: synaptic vesicle endocytosis; postsynaptic membrane assembly; neuron cell-cell adhesion. Gene Ontology annotation, molecular function: signaling receptor activity; neurexin family protein binding.